This is a messenger RNA of Daphnia pulicaria, 1549 nucleotides long. It is a transcript of the gene Ahcy, whose product is annotated as adenosylhomocysteinase-like. Gene Ontology annotation, molecular function: adenosylhomocysteinase activity. Bases 120 to 1418 code for a protein of 432 amino acids. Lineage: Eukaryota; Metazoa; Arthropoda; Branchiopoda; Diplostraca; Daphniidae. Gene Ontology annotation, biological process: L-methionine cycle. The record is from RefSeq and is a predicted model, not a curated record. Gene Ontology annotation, cellular component: cytosol. The transcript has 8 exons.
UCGUGACCCAUCGAUGGGUAUAAAAAGUCGUGCAGACCACGUUGACGGUCUCUUUUUACUCCCGAUCAUCGUGCAAGUAUUCUGUAAGCGUAGCUCCAAAGUCCCGAAAAAGUCGCAUCAUGAGCAAACCAGCGUACAAAGUUGCUGACAUCUCCUUGGCUGAUUUCGGUCGCAAAGAAAUCAUUUUGGCCGAAAAUGAAAUGCCCGGUUUAAUGGCCAUUCGUAAGAAGUACGGCCCAUCUAAACCCCUGAAAGAUGCGCGGAUUGCGGGAUGUUUGCAUAUGACUGUUCAGACUGCCGUUUUGAUUGAAACUCUUAUUGAGCUGGGUGCCAAGGUUACCUGGUCCAGCUGUAAUAUUUUUAGCACCCAAGACCACGCUGCUGCUGCCAUUGCUGCUACUGGUGUCCCAGUCUAUGCCUGGAAAGGAGAGACUGAUGAGGAAUACAUCUGGUGUGUUGAACAAACCAUCUACUUCCCUGAUGGACAGCCUUUGAACAUGAUUCUUGAUGAUGGAGGUGACCUGACCAACUUGGUUCAUGACAAAUACCCCCAAUUGUUGGAGGGCAUCAAGGGUAUUUCAGAGGAGACUACUACAGGAGUUCUUAAUCUUUACAAGAGGGUCAAGGAUGGAUCAUUGAAAGUGCCCACAUUCAAUGUCAACGACUCAGUCACAAAGAGCAAAUUCGAUAACUUGUACGGAUGCCGCGAGUCUCUUACGGACGGCAUCAAGCGAGCUACUGAUGUUAUGAUUGCCGGAAAGACCUGUGUUGUUGCCGGAUAUGGUGAUGUCGGCAAAGGAUCUGCCCAGUCAUUGAGGGCUUUUGGGGCUCGUGUUUUGAUCACUGAAGUUGAUCCCAUCAACGCUCUUCAAGCAUCGAUGGAGGGUUACGAAGUUGUCACUAUGGAUGAGGCUGCCCCAAAGGCACAAAUCUUUGUCACUGCCACCGGUUGCAAGGACAUUAUCCGCCCUCAACACUUUAACGCAAUGCGUGAUGAUUCCAUCGUCUGCAACAUUGGCCACUUCGAUUGCGAAAUCGACGUCAAAUGGCUUGAGGCCAACGCUGUAGAGAAGAUCACCAUCAAGCCUCAGGUCGACCGCUACCGUAUGGCCAAUGGUAAUCACAUCAUUCUCUUGGCUGAGGGAAGACUGGUUAACCUUGGCUGUGCCAUGGGACACCCUUCUUUUGUCAUGAGUUGCUCCUUCUCCAACCAGGUUCUGGCUCAAAUUGAAUUGUGGACCAAGCCUGGCCAAUACCCAAUUGGUGUUCACAUUCUACCCAAGAAGUUGGAUGAAGAAGUCGCUGCUCUGCAUUUGGAGAAACUUGGUGUUAAGCUGACCGUUUUGGAGCCGGAACAGGCCGGUUACUUGGGAAUCCAUCACGAGGGUCCCUACAAGCCAGACCACUACAGAUAUUAAAGCAAUCUAAAAUCUUGUUUUAAUUAAAACAUGUCCUUUUUUUGUUUAAUUUUUGUUUAUUUUUUACGGUUGCCAGCACGAUCUGUUCCGUAUAUUACCGCGUAUCAAAAUAUAAACCAGUUUCUUUCGAA